AUGCCCAUGGUCACUCAGCAGUAUUGUCUCCCCGAUCUCUUUGCAAUCUGCCGCCGUAAAUGCUCCGUCAAUCCCCACUAUGAACGUGCUGGCGCGGAGUCUUCAGCUUGGGUAAUUAGCCAACAACUGUUUCCCAAUAAAAGACGACUCGCGUUUGUACUGGGAAAUAACGAGCUGUUGGCCUCGCGUGCCUACCCUCGCGCUGAUUACGACAGGCUCAGAACUUGUCUUGAUUUCAUCAACUUGCUAUUUGUGGUCGAUGAAAUUAGCGAUGAACAGUCGGGCGAGGACGCCUUGAAGACCGGCUUAAUAGUCAUUAAAACGAUGCAAGACCCCAGUUACGCUGACGAUUCUCAGGUCGCGAAGAUAACCAGGGAGUUCCGGGUCAGGCUCCUUCGUCAUGCACGUCCUAAUUUCCUGCGCCGCUUUUUAAAAACCUGGGAGGACUAUGCCAUUGCCUUCGCCCAAGAGGCGGAACUCCGCGAGAACGGCCAAGUCCUCGACGUUCAAGCAUACACCGAACUACGCAGGGAGAACAGCGGUGUCCGUCCGUGCUUCCACCUAAUUGAAUACGCAGCGGGCUCCGACAUACCAGACGAAGUUUUCGCCAAUCCCACGUUCGAGGAUCUCUUUCUAUGUGCACUGGACAUGAUUAGCUGGUCGAACGAUCUGUAUUCGUAUAACGUCGAACAGUCGAAAGGACAAGACGGCAACAACAUCAUUAGAGUGCUCAUGGAAGAAAGGAAUCUCAGCUUGCAAGAGGCAUGCGAUUAUGUCGGAGUAUACUUUCAAGACCUCAUGGAUCGCUUCCAAAGUAGCCGACAAAAGCUACCGUCGUGGGGAGUAAAGACGGACAAGGCCGUCUCGGAUUUCCUCGAUGGCUUGGAGAACUGGGUUGCGACCAACUUGGAGUGGAGUUUCCUCACGCAGAGGUACUUUGGCCCAAGCGUGGCAGAAGUGAGGCAGACGCGGCUCGUCACACUUCAGCCAAAGGUACACGGAAAUUCACGCUGA
This is a messenger RNA of Gloeophyllum trabeum ATCC 11539, 1014 nucleotides long. Its product is annotated as terpenoid synthase. The transcript is spliced from 3 exons. NCBI's taxonomy places the organism in Eukaryota, Fungi, Basidiomycota, Agaricomycetes, Gloeophyllales, Gloeophyllaceae. The record is from RefSeq and is a predicted model, not a curated record. Bases 1 to 1014 code for a protein of 337 amino acids.